Lottia gigantea (owl limpet) is the source of this 396-nucleotide messenger RNA. RefSeq lists its product as hypothetical. The annotation marks the transcript as partial. The record is from RefSeq and is a predicted model, not a curated record. NCBI's taxonomy places the organism in Eukaryota, Metazoa, Mollusca, Gastropoda, Lottiidae. The transcript has a single exon.
UGUAUUGAACACAUAACUUAUUGUAGUAAUAUCUUUAUAUUGUGUAUUGAACACAUAACAUAUUGUAGUAAUAUCUUUAUAUUGUGUAUUGAACACAUAACAUAUUGUCGUAAUAUCUUUAUAUUGUGUAUUGAACACAUAACAUAUUGUCGUAAUAUCUUUAUAUUGUGUAUUGAACACAUAACAUAUUGUCGUAAUAUCUUUAUAUUGUGUAUUGAACACAUAACAUAUUGUAGUAAUAUCUUUAUAUUGUGUAUUGAACACAUAAAAUAUCGUAGUAAUAUCUUUAUAUUGUGUAUCGGAUACAUUAAAUAUUGUAGUAAUAUCUUUAUAUUGUGUAUUGAACACAUAAAAUAUCGUAGUAAUAUCUUUAUAUUGUGUAUUGAAUACAUAACA